UUGAGCAAUAAAAUUUAGAUAAUAUUAUUUAUGAAGAUGAAGUGCAUAGCCGUGAUUGAAAUAAUGAAUUGAUUUGUUUGUUUGUGUGAAAGUGUACAUCAUGAAGAACCAUAUAAGCUUAAUUAACAAAAGUGUGUUGAAGUGUUGUUCAGUUGACACUAAGAAUGAUGUUAGGUCCAGUCCCAGCCCCAGGUGGUGAAUUGGUGCCACAUGCCUCUUCACCCACCGACUCUUCCAUUUCUUCCUCUGAUCUUGACACCGAGUCUACGGGAUCAUUCUUCCAUGAUACAAGCACCACGCUCGGUACUCUCAUGGGCCUCACCUUCUCACUCCCAUCUCAGAAUCGGAACACACGUUCCGCCACCGCCGGGACUGCCAACUCUAAGAGGAAUCUCAAUGCCAACGCCGAGGCCAUCGUGUUGGCCAAGCGCCGGAGGAGGUGGUGGCGCUUUUGCGGAGACGCCGAUGCGAGGUCCGCCUCGCUGGGUGAGUUCCUUGAGAUUGAACGCCGAUUCGGCGACGACGCUUUUUACGGUCCGGCUGCUGAGCUCGAAGGACUGGUGGUGGAUUCACAGCAGCAGAGAAAUAACGACAGAGCGUUGUUUGCCGAUGGGAGAGUUCUUCCACCGUCCGUCGUUGACGAAAGAGCAUCCACCGCGGGGACUCUUUGUAGUAGAUUUCCGGUUUCGCUCACCGGGAUCUGUAGCGGCGGUGCUGGAUGAGAUAAAGUUUGAUUUUUCGUAUUAUAUUUUUAUUAAGUUAUAGAAUGAGGAAAAAUGCCUAUUUUUUGUGAUUGAAAUUUGAUGGGCUGUUUGUUUAAUUAAUUUGUACAAGUACAUAUCAUUGCAAUUAGACUUAUGCAUGUAAAUUACAUAAACAAA
This is a messenger RNA of Cicer arietinum (chickpea), 881 nucleotides long. RefSeq lists its product as uncharacterized. Lineage: Eukaryota; Viridiplantae; Streptophyta; Magnoliopsida; Fabales; Fabaceae. The record is from RefSeq and is a predicted model, not a curated record.